Molecule: messenger RNA, 1075 nt
Organism: Oryza sativa Japonica Group (Japanese rice)
Lineage: Eukaryota; Viridiplantae; Streptophyta; Magnoliopsida; Poales; Poaceae
Product: 6,7-dimethyl-8-ribityllumazine synthase, chloroplastic
Biological process (GO): riboflavin biosynthetic process
Cellular component (GO): riboflavin synthase complex; intracellular anatomical structure
Molecular function (GO): 6,7-dimethyl-8-ribityllumazine synthase activity
Source: RefSeq, a predicted model, not a curated record
GCGACGUCAUCCGCACCGCACCCGAUCAGAGCAGCCAGAUCUUCCCCCCGACUUCCCGGGCCGUCUCCUCCCCUGCACCACCCCACCCCACCCCACCCCACCGGCGGCGAUGGCGGCGGCUGCCCCCGCGACGACGUCAUCCGCGGCCGCGAGGCCCUCCUCCUCCUCCUCCUCCUCGCGGCAAUCCGACGCUCCUCUGCGCGCCGCCACCGUCUCCUUCCCUUACUCCCCACGGCCGGCCGCGUUGGCUGCAGGCGCUCGGGCCUCGCGGGUUAGCCCCGUCGUGGUCGCCGCCGGCGGCGGGCACCAGCGGCUUAUGGGGUCGUUGACUAACACCCAGGGGCUCAGGUUUGGAGUGGUUGUGGCACGGUUCAAUGAGAUUGUCACCAACUUGCUACUGCAGGGAGCUCUUGAGACAUUUGAGAGAUAUUCCGUCAAAAAAGAAAAUAUAACAGUUGUAAGUGUUCCUGGCAGUUUUGAAAUUCCUGUUGCGGCACAAAAGCUUGGGAAGUCUGGAAAGUUUGAUGCAAUUUUGUGCAUUGGCGCUGUGAUUAGAGGUGACACAACCCACUACGAUGCUGUUGCAAACUCUGCUGCUUCAGGUGUACUGUCUGCUGGAUUGUCUGCUGAGAUCCCAUGCAUAUUUGGUGUUCUGACAUGUGAUGACAUGGACCAGGCUCUAAAUCGUGCUGGUGGUAAGGCUGGAAACAAGGGAGCUGAAGCCGCUCUAACUGCAAUCGAGAUGGCCUCGCUGUUCCAGCAUCACCUGGCCUGACCGCCGGGGCUACUGAUAUCAUCGGGACGGCAAAGUUUUGGCUGCUAGAGAUUUUCGCCGUUUGCUAUAGCAUCUUGAGGCCAUUAUUAUCCAUUGUCCCCAACUGGUUGAUCGGGAUGAUGGUUGUGUUUUUACCGCUGUUCUUUUUGUCGAGUUUUUUUGCAAGACUGAAGAGGUAUCACCGUCCAGCUAAGCUGUUCAACUGCUGUAUGUGAGAAACAUGAGACCUUGAAUUGAAUAAACGUCAGUACGUCACCAAGUACUUUGAUUCGUCCAUGAAUAAAAAGCAGGAUUUCUGCA